This is a messenger RNA of Daucus carota subsp. sativus, 1509 nucleotides long. RefSeq lists its product as uncharacterized. NCBI's taxonomy places the organism in Eukaryota, Viridiplantae, Streptophyta, Magnoliopsida, Apiales, Apiaceae. Bases 1 to 1509 code for a protein of 502 amino acids. The transcript has a single exon. The record is from RefSeq and is a predicted model, not a curated record.
AUGCCCAGGUCUACAGGAGACGUGGAAUCAACUACUCCUGAUCCUGAUUUUGACACUACUCUACAGCAAUAUCUUGAUCAACGAAAGAAAGGGAAACAAGGGUCAAAGAUUAAAAUGGGUGAUCUUCCUAUUAAAUCUUUGAAGAAUUAUUCGCAGCCCUCUCCGAGUGGUGUGCCUAUUGGCAUUGCUAUGCCAAAUAUUCAAGCAGCAAACUUUGAGAUCAAACUGGCGUUGCUCACUAUGAUCCAACAGAAUCAGUUUGCUGGUCUUCCAACUGAAGAUCCUACGCUUCACUUGCAAAGGUUUCAACAGCUCUGCUCUACCAUCAAGUUUCAGGGAGUCACUGCAGAUCAAGUGAAAGUUAUGUUGUUCGGGUUUUCUCUUCGUGAUAAAGCUCAGAAGUGGUUGAAUGAUAUCAAUGUGACCGAGUGGGAUGCAAUUGCUCAAGCCUUUCUCACUGAGUAUUUCCCUCCCAACAAAACUAAUGAUUUGGUUGACAAGUUGACCACUUUCAAACAAGAAUAUGAUGAAACUCUUAAGGAUGCAUGGGACAGAUUCAAAGAUAUUCAACGCUCGUGUCCUCAUCAUGGUCUUGAGAAGUGGUUUCUUCUCAAGCGCUUCUAUUAUGGUCUUGACUCCGAGACGAAGAGCACGGUAGAUAAUGCUGCAGGUGGUGUUUUUCUAGACAAAGGAGUUGAUGAUGGUUAUGCUUUUCUUGCAAAUCUAGCUGCAAAUCACUUCAAUAACCCGAGAGCACCUAAGAAAAGGGGUAAACUUGAAGUGGAUGCUUAUUCUCUUUUAUCAUCACAACUCGCAACAUUGACACAAGAGAUUCACUCGUUGAAAACUUCACAAGCCUCUAAUACUCAACCUAUGAGUAUUAAUGCACUAUCUUCUAUGGCUCCUAUGAAUAAUCAGGUUUGUGAAGUAUGUGGUAUUCAAGGACACCUUGGUAAUGAUUGUUUGUACAAUGUUCAGAAUGCACAAAACUUUCAGAUGGAGCAGGCAAAUGCUUUUCAGCAGAGGCAGCAAUAUAAUCCGUACUCCAACACUUACAAUCCGGGGUGGAGAGAUCAUCCUAAUUUCUCCUACAGGAAUAACAAUGGUCAAAAUCCUCCUCCAAAUCAGCAGCAACAAUAUCAGCAUCCUCAGCAACAACAAUAUAGGCCUUCUCAAGGGCCUAUGAACCCUCCUGGAUUUCAGAAACCUGCUCAACAACAUGCUCAUCCAUCUAGCCCAGCUGCACAACCUGAUCAGACGCAAGAGAUGUUAAAGUUGUUGAUGCAAGAAAUUAAAGACAUGAAAGUUCACAAUAAGAUGAUGGAGACUCAGAUUGCACAAUUAGCCAGCUCUUCAACUACAAGGCAACCUGGUUCUUUACCAUCUCAACCAACUCAUUCAAAGGAGAAUAUAAAUGCUAUUGCUUUGAGGAGUGGUCUCACAUAUGAUGGUCCUCCAAUGCCUGUGGAUGAUGUGAUUGAUGAGAAAAAAAAAGGAAAGCUCCAAUGA